Molecule: messenger RNA, 1239 nt
Organism: Emiliania huxleyi CCMP1516
Lineage: Eukaryota; Haptophyta; Isochrysidales; Noelaerhabdaceae
Exons: 2
Coding region: 1-1239 (412 amino acids)
Molecular function (GO): metallopeptidase activity
Source: RefSeq, a predicted model, not a curated record
AUGGAGGAACCAGCGUGGAAUUGCAAGGCGGGCGCACUCUCUGGCGGGAACGAUCUCGCGGCGCGCGAAUGCACGCUGGAUGAGGCCAAGGCCGUGGCGAUACUCACCGAAGGCUGCGUUGGAUUCACCAUUGAAUGCAACGCCACUUUCACCGGGAAAAAGUUCGUGUACUUCAAGAGCUCGGCCGGCGGCAACGAUGACCCUGCUUGGCAAACCUGGCUGAUCGAAGGAGGUCCUACACGGCUCUGCAACCACCGCCGCGGUGCAAUUGGAGCAGGAAAUACCAUCUUUGCGCGCGAGUGCGGCUUUGAGGCAGCCAAGGCACUCGCGGUGAGGACUGACGGCUGCCUUGGCUUCACCUUUGAGGGCAAGGAAGCGGAGUUCGAGGGCGAGCGCUGUGUGUUUUUCAAGAGCGCGACCCUGGGCAACGACGACCCUGCGUGGCAAACGUUCGUCGUCGAGCGCCCGCAGUGGUUAGGCAAAUACAUCGAGUUGCUCCCGGCAACAAAGGAGGCGGUGCGGCCUGAAGACACGCUUCCGCCUGUGACGGACUACCUGGACCACCGCCUGACUCUCGACAUGAUUGCGCUUGCAGUCGUGCCGCCGGAUGCCACCGCGGUGCUGCCGCUUCCGAUUGGCGCGUAUCCCUGCGUCACUGACGAGGCAAUUCGGAUUGCGGCGCACGUUGCCAGCCAAAUGUUGCUGCUCACGCCCUUGCCCUUGAGGGAGCGCCUUUGCAAGGGCGAGGCGUGCAUUGGCGUGAUUGGCGUCGAGCAACGCACCUCCGACAUUCCAGCUCAUCGGUUUUUGAGACGCAGGGACACUUUUGACGGCCGAUCGUUCGACGCAGGCUGCCGCGGUGUCGGCGGCCAACCGGGGUGCGCCUGCACCAGCGUCGGAGAGGAGAACCUGCUUAUGCUAGCAGAGGACGGCUUCGGGGAGGAGAGCAUUCUUGUGCACGAGUUUGCUCACGGCAUCAUGAAUCUUGGCCUCACCGAAGAGCAGCACGACGAGGUGGACAAGCUGUACGAGGCGGCGACAGACGACAAGCGCCGUGGCGAGUUGGGGUAUCUCGGCGAGGCAAGCUCCACCUAUAUGCUGCAGAACCCCGACGAGUUCUGGGCGGAAGCAUCACAGGCUUGGUUCGGCGCCAACGCACGGAGGGACGUGAACUGCGGACUGCGCACACGCGUCGAGGUGCGGGCACUGCCGACGCGCGGCGCGUUGAGGCUGCGCUGA